Molecule: messenger RNA, 2659 nt
Organism: Thunnus maccoyii (southern bluefin tuna)
Lineage: Eukaryota; Metazoa; Chordata; Actinopteri; Scombriformes; Scombridae
Exons: 6
Coding region: 110-2560 (816 amino acids)
Source: RefSeq, a predicted model, not a curated record
GCACAGACUUGUCUGAUCAGCAGCUACUUAAACUCAGGUGUGUCUGCUGCACACUUUUAAUCACUUGUGUUCUGUGUUUUUCAUCUCCAAGUUCUUAACAAGGUUGAAUAUGGCAGCAACAGCAGCUGUUGGCAGACCUCCACCAGUUCAUCCAGGACCGGAUGGAGGGAAUGGCACCAACCAGAACCCAGGACCAUCAUCCCAUCCUCAGCACCACGUAUCUGCCCAGCCUGUCUUCUACGUCCAUGCUCCACAUCCACCCCCUUUCCUUCACUACCAGUGGCCCAUGCCCUUCUCCUAUAACCCCUUUGCUGGCUUCCCAGGCAUGGGCUAUGGUAUGGUCAUGCCCCCAUUCCCUCCUCCCCCCUACAUGGAGGCUCCAGCCUACAUCCUGCCCCACCCUCACAUCCCACCAGUCGACUACAGACUCUUGCUCCACCCCCAGGUCCACGCUUCCAACGCACCCUACCAGAACCCAAACCAGACCCGCAGAAUUCGCCAGCCUCAUUCUUUCCCUGUUAGAGAAACUGUGAAUUCUGAGGUCCAAACAGAACCCCCACAGAGAGGUGGAGAUGGUUAUGGUGGAGGAAGCCCACUCAUCAGCUCAGAUUCUGGACAUGGAGCUGCCUUAAGCUCUUUAUCCUCCUCGCGCUCCAGCUUACAAAAACAAGGAUCUCCCUCAAGCUCUCCAUCUUCCUCACACUCCUGCUUACAAAAACAAGGAUCUCCUGAGGUUAAGAAUUAUAGCUUACCCAGCAGACAAAAGAAGAAAGAUUUCCAGGUUGACAGGACAUGCACAAGUAGCUCAGUUAAACAUUGCUUCAACAUCCUACAUCCUACAGGAAUGAAGACUGUCCAACCUUGUAUCAGAGCAACUGUAGAAACACAGAAUAGGUGUAAAGACAGUGUAGGUCAGGAGAAUUUAGUCUCUUACAGAAACGCUCACUGCAAUAUGUGGUCAGUGAGUUCUACAGGCAGUAUGACUCCUGUGUGUAACUCUUCUCAACGAGAGGACGAAGUUGUCAAAGAGAGACGUGUCUCUGUUCCUGACAUUCUGAUGAGUUGGGGAGGUGGCACACCACAAGCGGCCAUACUGAAAAUGGCAGACAAGGUGCUGUCUCAGAAUGAAGACCAGCUGCUGUCUUCUGAAGUAGAGCAUGAAAAGUGUGUUUACCAGAGUCCGACUGAGACAAAUAAUGGUCCAUUGGUGGCUGAUGCUGACGGGAUCUUAAGUUCUACGGACAGUGAACUUGUUUUCAAGAUCCUCAAAUUGCCUUUUGCUCUAGAUGAGCUCCUCUCAGAGUCCAAAAUAGAAAAUGAUCCAGUGGGAUUGGUUGGUUCUGUACAGCAUAGCUUACCCUACAAUGAUGAACUGCUGCAUUCACUAAACAAAUCCCAGAAGCUCCCUGACUGUGAGCUAGAAAAUGACAGUGAGACAAAUCCACAUGAAGACACCACAGAGAUCAUUCCUUAUCAAAUGUCUUUAAGUAGUGGUCAGAUGAAGAGAAACAUGAAUGAGUCUGUGUGGUCUGUGGAGUCUCUAGCCCCCUUUGUCCCCACUAAGGAUUGGCUGACGCAAAAUGGCAUGUUUGAGUCUGAAGCAAUUGUUGAGAUGACAGAGGAAGCUAAAAAUGGCCAACUGUCACCUCAAAAUGACAACCUAAUUAUCAAAGCUAGUACAGAAAGGAGGCGCAGUCGGAGGUUUUCUUCUAUAUUUAGUACCCCAGCUGAGAAGCUAAGCCUACCAAAGAUGCCAGAAAUGGAGAGUGAAAUUGAUGACUCUGAUGACCUCAUGAGAGGACUGUCAAAGCAAGGCCAGAGUGUUGCUCCUUCUGAAAAGGACCCCUUGGCUUUCUCAACUUGCCUGAGUAAAAACCACUUAUCUACCCCAACUGAAGAGGAUGUUGGUGAAAAUAGGUCUUCUGAACCUGAGGCUAAUCAAAGCCCAAACCAGGAAUCUUAUAUUGUAACUGAGCAGCAAGUGAAAAGCCCCUAUAAAAGCCCAAACCAGGAAUCUCAUAUUGUAACUGAGCAGCAGGUGAAAAGCCCCUGCUCUCCUGAGCAAGAAGAAACUCUUGUCUCAAACUCUGCAGCAGGGAAGAAAAUCCUGUCUACAUGCCACUCUGAUAACACAGUGGACAUGAGGGUGGAGGAUGGAGUAUAUGGGAAUGAAGAAGAUGGUCAGGUGAGAAACGAGCAACUAUGCAUCCCUGUGGCUCAUCAGAAAAUAGUCGAAGUGUCUCCAUCCAAGGGACAUUUGGUGGACUGUGGCAUCCAAUGUUCUGAAUUACAGGAGCCGAAAUGCUCAUGUGAGGAGUUGAAAACCAACAUGGGACCAAAUGGAAAACACCUUUUUAAAUAUUCAGAUAUGAAGAAAGACAGCAAUGGCAAGGCUGAGGGAUUCUUCAUAAAUGGACACAUGCAGAAAAACCACAGGAGGCAUGGUCAGUGGAGGAACAAACGUCAAGAAAAGCACGGCAGUCAGCAGGAGGCCUACAACGGAUACUGUGGCAAGCCUGGAAAAUCAAAGGGUGGAAAUGGAAGAAACCCACAGUACUGAGCCCUGACCACACUCAACAAGACACUUGGUUUUAAAGAAAGAAUUUAAUAUUAAAAUGAAAUUAAAAUGUGUUUUCAAUAAAUGUUUUGUAUAUGUCAA